UCAGGGUGGUCUGAAAUGGACCCCAACUGCUCUUGCUCCACCGGUGGUUCCUGCACAUGCGCCGGCUCUUGCAAAUGCAAGGAGUGCAAAUGCGUUUCUUGCAGGAAGAGCUGCUGCUCCUGCUGCCCUGCGGGCUGUGCCAAGUAUGCCCAGGGCUGCAUCUGCAAGGAGGCGUCGGACAAGUGCAGCUGCUGUGCCUAAUCCCAGGGAGCCCGUUCCCGAUGUAAACAGAACCACAUGUACAAACCUGUAGUUUUUUGUGUGUUCAUACUACCUGACCCAGUUGCUACAUUCCCAUUUUUGUGAUCUCUUUGAAUGAGAGUAAAUUCAUCUAGA
Molecule: messenger RNA, 336 nt
Organism: Mustela lutreola (European mink)
Lineage: Eukaryota; Metazoa; Chordata; Mammalia; Carnivora; Mustelidae
Product: metallothionein-1-like
Exons: 1
Coding region: 16-201 (61 amino acids)
Molecular function (GO): metal ion binding
Source: RefSeq, a predicted model, not a curated record